Phodopus roborovskii (desert hamster) is the source of this 1558-nucleotide messenger RNA. It is a transcript of the gene Chn2, whose product is annotated as chimerin 2. Gene Ontology annotation, molecular function: GTPase activator activity. Gene Ontology annotation, biological process: regulation of small GTPase mediated signal transduction; signal transduction; positive regulation of GTPase activity. The record is from RefSeq and is a predicted model, not a curated record. The transcript has 13 exons. The coding region runs from base 95 to 1501 and encodes 468 amino acids. NCBI's taxonomy places the organism in Eukaryota, Metazoa, Chordata, Mammalia, Rodentia, Cricetidae.
GGCUGGGGGCCGCGCGGGCUGCGAGCGGCCGGCCAAGGGCAGCGGCGACGCAGCCCGCACUGGGACUGAGCGAGCGGCGACGCGCGGCGCCGAAAUGGCAGCGUCGAGCAACUCCAGCCUGUCCGGUUCCUCCGUGUCCUCCGAUGCUGAGGAAUACCAGCCUCCAAUAUGGAAAUCAUACUUGUAUCAGCUGCAGCAGGAGGCGCCUCGUCCCAAGAGGAUCAUUUGUCCCCGGGAGGUGGAAAACAGACCAAAAUAUUAUGGACGAGAGUUUCAUGGGAUCAUCUCCCGGGAACAGGCUGACGAGCUUCUUGGAGGUGUGGAGGGUGCCUACAUCCUUCGAGAAAGCCAGAGGCAGCCGGGGUGUUACACACUAGCACUAAGGUUUGGGAACCAGACCUUAAACUACCGGCUCUUCCACGAUGGGAAGCACUUUGUGGGUGAGAAGAGGUUCGAAUCCAUUCAUGACCUGGUGACAGAUGGCUUGAUCACACUCUACAUAGAGACCAAGGCUGCUGAGUACAUUGCAAAAAUGACCACAAAUCCCAUCUAUGAACACAUCGGAUAUGCCACUCUCCUCAGAGAAAAGGUGUCCAGAAGGCUGAGCAGGUCGAAAAACGAAUCAAGGAAAGCCAGUGUCACCAAUGAGGAGCACACACCAGUAGAGAAGAUCUCCUCGCUCGUCCGAAGAGCUGCCCUCACACGCAAUGACAACCACUUCAACUAUGAGAAGACACACAACUUCAAGGUGCACACAUUCCGAGGCCCACACUGGUGUGAGUACUGUGCCAACUUCAUGUGGGGGCUCAUCGCCCAAGGAGUCCGGUGUUCAGAUUGUGGGUUAAAUGUGCACAAACAGUGUUCCAAGCAUGUCCCCAAUGACUGCCAGCCUGAUCUCAAGAGGAUCAAGAAAGUGUACUGUUGUGAUCUCACCACGCUUGUAAAAGCUCACAAUACUCAGAGACCCAUGGUGGUAGACAUAUGUAUUCGGGAAAUUGAAGCAAGAGGAUUAAAGUCAGAAGGGAUUUACAGAGUCUCUGGGUUCACAGAACACAUCGAAGAUGUCAAGAUGGCCUUUGACAGAGAUGGUGAAAAGGCCGAUAUCUCUGCCAACAUCUACCCAGACAUAAACAUCAUUACUGGAGCCCUAAAAUUGUACUUCAGAGACUUACCCAUCCCUGUCAUCACAUAUGACACCUAUUCCAAAUUUAUAGAGGCAGCGAAAAUCUCCAAUGCAGAUGAGAGGCUGGAAGCUGUCCAUGAGGUCCUGAUGUUGCUGCCUCCUGCCCACUAUGAGACCCUGCGAUACCUGAUGAUCCACCUCAAAAAGGUUACCAUGAAUGAAAAGGACAAUUUAAUGAACGCAGAAAACCUGGGGAUUGUGUUCGGGCCUACCCUGAUGAGACCCCCUGAGGACAGCACUCUCACGACCCUUCAUGACAUGCGGUACCAAAAGCUGAUUGUGCAGAUUUUAAUAGAAAACGAAGACGUUCUGUUCUAAUCCAUCAGGGAAAUGAGCCGGUAACGCUAACGGAAUAAAAACGUUUCUUACACUUGA